GCGGUGUUGGAGAGCACGUGGCCCUCCAGCACCAGAGGAGGGUACUUCCUGUGGAUGAAGCUGAGAAAUGUAGUUCUGGGAGUGGCCCAGUUCAAACAGGCCCUACGACGACAGGCUGCCCACACACAGAGUCCUCUGUCAGAUGGCAGCGACCUGGACGCUGUGAGUCACGGCAGCCUGGAUAGCUCUGCCGACACUAACCUGGCCCCCUUCGCCUCUGACUCGGCCAAAGUAGACCCCAUUGACGAUAAAUCUAGCACAGUCGGCCGGGGGAGCAGCAGCGUGGGCGCCAGGGCCCCGGUGGCGCACUCACACUGGGGGGGCUCUGAGCUCAGAGAAGCUACCCACAACCCAGGGGAUCAAUCGGAUCUGGGUUAUAACUCACUGUCCAAGGAGGAGGUCCGGAGAGGAGACCCCGGCGCUCCGGACUCCAAAGAUGACAAGAAGGAGAGCGACUGCAGCUCCUUGUCAGAGACAGAGAGUGCCAAGGGGAGCAAAGACUGCCUCCCUCAGCUGGACAUGGAGCUCCACUCGUCCUUCAAACCCCGCGGCAUUGUGCGCAGCAGCUAUCCGUAUGACGAAGCCUCCUGUAAGCCCAAGAGCUCCGUCAGCGCGGGCCAUGUUGCAGGCCUCCUCUUUUCCUCCUCCCUGGACGACAUCGGUGAGGUCCAUGGCAACAGAUUGCUCAGGAAACACAGGAGUGCUCUGGAGGAGGUGGUGGGCAGCGCCGGCAGCGGCUCUGCUCUCGACUGGCAGGGGGGGAGGGGCCGCCAGCUGAGCGGGGACACGGUGGGCAGCAGCGGCACCACUGUCCUGGGCCUGGGGAUGAGCCAGGGGGAAACAGACCCAGAUAAGAUCGCGGGACACAUGGGCGCGGACGUCAAAAUUCUCUCUGGUGCCAAAUUCAGUCAGAGUAAGAGACCUCGUUCGCUGGCUCUGGGCGGGAUAGAGGGGGCGGCUGCUUCCAGAAGUCUUGAUCACGGGGAGGAAGAGGAAGAGGCGGAGGGACAGGACUCCAGUGAUGAGGACAGAGGUAACACAGAGGCCAUUUUUGAUUUGGAGGAUCUGGAUUUAGACAAGCCUGCCACAGGGGCUGGCAUCAGCUCACACAAAUGUAAUAAGAAACCUGUCGGACGCAGCGUGAGCUACGGGGGCGUGAGCUACGGGGGCGUGAGCUCCAUGACGACCAGAGGAACUGUGAAGCGCACAGACAUACAGACGGGCUACGACCCUCUGAGCCUCCUGGUGGCAGAGACACAGUCCGAGGAGCAGAGUGAGGACCGGUACCCAGAGGGGGACGAGGACAGCACUCCCAGCGCCCGAAGGCACCUGGCCAGAGAGAUCGAGCUCUACAUGAACCACAUGGGCAGCCCGCUGAGCAGCAGGACCCCCAGCAUGGACCUGCAGGAAUCCGCCAGCCCCCUCCUCCUCCACCCCUCCUCCCUCUCAGCCCCCCGCAGAGCCAGCCUGCCCCACAGCUCCCCCCUCAGGGCUGUUGGGAUGCCGCGCUCCUGCACCUUCCACCCGCCCUCGCCCUCCCAGUCCGUCUCACGCCAGCGCCUGCUCUCGUCCCCCUCCUGCCACAGCUCCAGCACCACCCCCAGCGCCAGCCCCCGCCCCAGCCCCUACAGGGAGAGGACGGACAGGAUGAGCCUGGCGUCGCCUUCCCCCUCCUCUUCCUCUUUCGCUCUGGACACUCUGAUCACACCAACGCUCGAUGUAUUCAAGACCAGCAUGUUCUCCGCUGGGAAGGGCGUGGCAGAGAAGGCCAGCCGCUGGUAUUCCCGCCUCUCCACAUACACAACGCCUACCAAGGACGGUCACAGUGACCGCCUGAGUAUUUCCUCCCUUGGCUUUGGAGAUCCAGACUGCGCCUCGCUGCUGGAUGACGAGGACUGUGAUGGCUCCUUGAUCUCUCCACAGAGGAACGGCCCCUCAGGGCCCCGCAGGAGCCCCCGACGCAGCCCCCUGCGCAGCACACAGCACAGCCCCUCUGCCGGCCACAGCCUGGGCAGACCCACAUCUCUGUUCCCUGGAUGUGUGCUCUCCCCCCCCGGCUUCCCUCUGCCAGACAGGUCGGACCUCGGCUCUUCACGCUACACCAGCAGCACCAGCAUCUUCAACAACUAUGCCAUGGAGCUGCUGAUCUCCAGCUGUUCCCGCUGUAAGACGUGCGACUGCCUGGUGUACGAUGAGGAGAUCAUGGCAGGCUGGACUGCGGACGACUCCAACCUGAACACCACCUGCCCCUUCUGUGGAAACCCCUUCCUGCCCUUCCUCAACGUGGAGCUCAGGGACAUGCGAGGCCCCGGCAGGCUUUUUCUGAAGGGCAGCCCUUCGGUGGACGAGGAGAUGACCUCGUCGUACUCCACCUCCACGGGUUUGGACACGGGGACGUCCACCUUGUCCACCCCGUGUCCUAAAACAGCUGCCUUUCCUCCCUCCCCUGGGAUCGCUGUCCAGGAGUGCGCCGGGAGUGGAAGGACUCCAUCGACCAAUGCUGAAGGUAUCAACAUCCCGUCUGACCAGCGGCAGGAGGGUCCGUCCCCCGGGGGGCACAUGGCCCGCAGCAUCAGCACCUUCUGUCCCCAGGACGGAGCACCAACAAUUAACCACCGUUUGCCGGCGUCAGGCAGCCUGCCCAGCCGUCUGAAUGAAGCCACAGACCCGCUGAAUAUGGAGUGGCGGCUCCACAACCCUGAGCCGGUGACGGUGCCCUACCUGAGCCCGCUGGUGCUGUGGAAGGAGCUGGAGAGCCUGCUGGAGAACGAGGGCGACUCGGUGAUCACCGAGGCCGACAUGGUGGACCAGCAUCCCAUCAUCUACUGGAACCUGGUCUGGUACUUCAGGCGCCUGGACCUGCCCAGCAACCUGCCCGGACUCAUGCUCACCUCGGAGCACUGCAACAGAGGCUCCCAG
Molecule: messenger RNA, 2919 nt
Organism: Notothenia coriiceps (black rockcod)
Lineage: Eukaryota; Metazoa; Chordata; Actinopteri; Perciformes; Nototheniidae
Product: C-myc promoter-binding protein-like
Exons: 12
Biological process (GO): regulation of Rab protein signal transduction
Cellular component (GO): cytoplasmic vesicle
Source: RefSeq, a predicted model, not a curated record